Messenger RNA from Oncorhynchus keta (chum salmon), 4132 nucleotides. RefSeq names its product kelch domain-containing protein 8B-like. The transcript has 6 exons. Bases 2563 to 3642 code for a protein of 359 amino acids. Gene Ontology annotation, molecular function: protein binding. Lineage: Eukaryota; Metazoa; Chordata; Actinopteri; Salmoniformes; Salmonidae. The record is from RefSeq and is a predicted model, not a curated record.
AUAAAGCUAUUUUAAAUGAAUGUAAGUCGCUCUGGAUAAGAGCGUCUGCUAAAUGACUUAAAUGUAAAUGUAAAUGUAAAUGAAUGAAUUAACCUUUGUCAAGUGAGAGCGCCAUGGAGAAGCUGUUGCGCGCGCUGUUGUUGCGCACGCGAACCCAGGCAAAGAAGGGAGGGCAGAGCGAGCCAUGGUGAGCCAAUAAAAAGGCACCGGAGUCCUGCUAACGGUCGGCUUUGCUAGAGACAGUGUAAAACGGUAACAAUAUUUCUGUCGGACGCGUACUGUCUUCGAGUGUGCAAAGGACACACCAUCUCAUUGACUGCGCCUGUCCCUACAUAGGAAGACGCAGUGAGAGCUUCGGUAAAGCUCCUCCACGACCUGUUCUGCCACAACACACCUCUACCCUUCUCCUCCAAUCACCCCCCUGGACUACAAAAGCCACGGAGUAACAGCAACAAGAGAUUGCCGUGGGAGAGUCAGAGUUCUGCUCCUGGAAUACAAACAAGUCCUGUCUCUAUAACACUCCUCCUGAAUUUCUAAUCCACCGACUGAUGACGAAGAGGGAAAAAAGUUUGCUUUCACCUCUGGCGAACAGUUUUGCCUGCAGUGCUGAAAAGGCGUUGUGUUUCAGCUCAUUUGUUUGUUUAAUGAUGUCUCAACUGAACUAACACGUAGACCUAGUACGCUGUUCAGGAAUACAUAGGUACCUUAUAAUUUAACAACAAGGCCCAGAGUUCCGGAGUGUUCCGAGUGUGUCCGAGAUGGAUACACACGAGGCCUAAGAGGAAGAUACACCUGUGAAGGCUGUGCAGAAGCUGACGGGGGGACGGGGGACGGGGGGUCCUCUGGUAGAGACUCCUCAUUCGGUAAACACACCAGGGCAUCUCAUCUGAGACAUUUGUGUGUCCGCUCUCUCCGAGUCGACAAACUACUCCCUGCAUUCUCAUCAUAGCUGUUUUAGAUGGACUCAGACUCCAGUAGCCUCGCACCAGCGUGUCUCUAAGGAUCUCUCUACAUCUACCCAUACCUGUCUUUCCCUGUCUCCCCCACCCUCUAUCUUUUUAAAAACUUGUAUCUCUCUCUUUUUUCACUUCUCUUCCCUAUACCUUUUAUUUACCUCUCCUUCCACAACACCCAUUCCUGUCACGUACUCUCUCCAUUUAAAUAAUUAACAAUGCUUGUGUGCCAAUGACACUUUCUGUCAGUGCGAUCCGAUUCCUGAAAGUCCCAGUGGAAGCAGUGACCUUUGGAGUGGGUCGUGCUGUUCCAGAUCUCUACCUCCCCCCUGGACCUCCUGGCCUGGCCCUGACUGUAAAUGUCACAGCGCUGGCUGUCCACGGCUGAAUCUUCCACAGGGUCAGAGGCCUGGCUGUUUUCUCUUCUUCUACACAGGCCAGGUAUCUCUGUGGGAGCCGCGCUGUGUCCAAGUGGGACAGACGGUACUCUUCAGUCCCAGUCGACCGUUGACAGCUGCCUUCUGGGAUUUAGCGCUUUGGUCUGAUUAGAAAGAUUCUGUCCGACCCCGAGAGCUUGUUCCCAUUAUACUCAAGAGUUUUCAUUUAAAGACUUUGUUUGGUUUUUCUUCGUUUUGUCAUUACCCUCUUCACCCGAUUCAUAUAGUAGCUGGAGCCCAUGAUAAUUGCCUUUGGCUGAGAACGUGAUCACAGGUUCAUUUUACUCCCCAGUUUUAUGAUCUUACUCAAUCUCCCACUUGACAAUAACAUUUCACAGGGAUUAUGCAUGAAGCCAGGCACACCUUUUAAGUGUGUUCGCCACAGGAAGCCUCUACAAAACAUAAUCCUCCCUGGAGAGUAGCACACACUAAUCAACUGCAGUGAUUUUUUAAAACCAAAAUAAAGGCCCUUGGAUGGAGUGAAUACAGGGAAAGAAAGGGCAGAUGGUCCCCUGCACUAAAAGAUCAGUAAUAAAUGAAUAAAUCAUUUGGUGGAGUGGAGUGGAUGCAUCUGGCAGAUUGCUGAGGUAGUCCCUCCCCCUCUCUCUCUCUGUCACACUCCCUCUCUCUCUCUCGUGCUCUCUUUCGCGCUCGCGCUCUCGCUCUCUCUCGUGCUCUCUGUCUCUCUCUCUCUCUCUCUCUCUCUCUCUCUCUCUCUCUCUCUCUCUGUCACACUCCCCCUCUCUCUGUCCCCCUCUCUCUCUCUCUCUCUCUCUCUCUCUGUCACACUCCCUCUCUCUCUGUCCCCCCCUUCUCUCUCUCUCUCUCUCUCUCUCUCUCUCUCUCUCUCUCUCUCUGUCACUCUCUCUCUCUCUCUCUGUCCCCCUCUCUCUCUCUCUCUGUCUCUCUCUCUCUCUCUCUCUCUCUCUCUCUCUCUCUCUCUGUCACACUCCCUCUCUCUCUGCCCCCCCUUCUCUCUGUCCCUCUCUCUCUCUCUCUCUCUCUCACGCCCUCUCUCGUUUUAGACAGGACAUCAUGUAGCAGAAAGAAAGGAGUCUGAUCCGCAGUGCCCCUGCUUCUCUCUCUGUUGUUUUUGUUUGUCUGUUUUUUAUCGCCCCACCCCACCCCAUCCGUGUUGUAAUGACCCACCACCACUGCCAGCCUCAGGAGAGAUGCCUGUACUUGAGAUGGCAGUGAGCCCUGUCAAGUCCCUGUACUGGGUGGUGUUCCCCCCCAUGUCCUCAUGCAGGGUCUACUGCACCCCUGUGUUCCACGGUGGCCUGCUCUAUGUUCUGGGAGGAUGCAGUGAAACAGGCCUGCCUUUAGAUACUGCUGAGGUGCUGGACAUAGAGAGCCAGACAUGGACCCAGCUUCCUCCGCUCCCUACAGCCCGGGCGGGGGCGUCGGCGGUGGCCCUGGGGGGUCAGGUGAUGGUGAUGGGGGGCAUGGACCUCCAGCAGAGCCCCCUGUCCUCCGUGGAGGUCUACAACCCUGACGAGGGCAAGUGGGAGAGGAGGGCCAGCCUGGGACAGCCCUCCAUGGGCAUCACCUCUAUAGAGAAAGAUGGGAAGGUGUAUGCGCUGGGAGGGAUGGCAGCUGACACUACGCCCCAGGCGCUAGUAAGGGUCUACGAGCCGGAGAAGGACCAAUGGCAGUCCUUGACCUCCAUGCCCACACCUCGCUACGGAGCCACCUCCUUCCUGAGAGGCAACAAGAUUUACGUGCUGGGUGGGCGUCAGGGAAAGCUUCCUGUCACAGCCUUCGAGGCCUUUGACCUGGAAGUGAAGAGCUGGACGCAUUACCCCUGUAUCCCCAGCCGCCGAGCCUUCGCCUGCUGUGCUGCCACCGAGCGGGGCUUCUUCAGUCUAGGAGGGCUCCAGCAGCCCUGCCCCCAUAACUUCUACUCCAGACCUCACUUCGUCAGCACGGUGGAGGAGUACGACCCAGAACAGGGUAUCUGGAUCAAACCAACCCGAGCAUCCAGGAUGAGGGAUAAGAGAGCAGAUUUCUCAGCCGGAUGUCUGGGAGGAAGGGUCAUCGUUGCGGGGGGACUAGGAAACCAGCCGUCACCCCUGUCGUCAGUGGAGAGCUACAACCUUGUGAAGCGACGUUGGGAGUAUGCUGCCCCGAUGCCCAGCCCCCGCUGCUGCUGUGCCCCCCUGCAGACCCCCAACAUGCUGUUCCUCAUCGGGGGUGUGGCCCAGGGGCCCAGCAACGCCGUGGAGGCCCUCUGCCUCAGAGAGACUGUGUGACACACACACAUGCACAGAGACACACACUAACACGGCUACUACACACACUCACAAAAAAAUACACAGGAAAUGACUGUGGCGCUAUUUGUGCAUACACCAGUACAAACACAUUAUUUGUGCACAGGUGAGGGACACACACACUCAUACAGACUCGUAUUUGACCUGGACACCAUCACAACAUCACAAAGGAGUUGUUAAACAAAUAACAGCAACAACAAGCACCACACACAAUACUCAUUUGAACAUGACAGCAUUUUCAGGAAAAAAGCAGGGUACUUUUCUGGAAAUUAAAGGAAUUUAGGGCCAUAUCUGUUUCACCACAGCAUAUCUAUUUCACCACAGCAUAUCUAUUUCACCACAGCAUAUCUGUUUCACCACAGCAUAUCUAUUUCACCACAGCAUAUCUAUUUCACCACAGCAUAUCUAUUUCACCACAGCAUAUCUGUUUCACCACAGCAUAUCUAUUUCACCACAGCAUAUCUGUUUCACC